AUGGCCAGCAUGUGCCGUGCCGUGGCCCUUUACGCCACCGUCGCGACGCUCGCAAGUGCUGCUACCCACUACGAGUACAAGACCAUUGAUGUGGACUAUAACUUCGACGAAAGUGAGGAUUCUCCACGCAGUGUCAUCAUGAUGAUUCCGGACGGCACUGGGCCGAACGUCUUCACCUUGGCACGCACUGUUCUGGACCCGAGUCUGCAAACUCGUCUUCACAUUGAUCCGCAUCUUAUGGGAACUAUCCAGACGCACUCGGCUACAAGUUACAUUACGGACUCUGCAGCGGCCGCUACUGCUUACUCGACGGGCUAUAAGACGUACGACUCGGCUAUCGCUGUUGACUCGUACGAGCAGCCUUUGGGUACCGUGCUGGAAGCUGCCAAGGCUCGUGGCAUGGUGACUGGUAUGAUCGUAACCUGUCGGGUAACCCACGCAACACCAGCAUCGUUCGCUGCGCACGUUGUUGACCGUGAUUCGGAAGACGAUAUCGCCGGGCAGUACGUUGCUAAUAAGAACCUUGACUUCUUGCUCGGUGGUGGUAAGAAACACUUUAACGACUCGAUGUUCGAAGAUCUCAAAUCGAAUGGCUACACCGUUAUAGAAAACUACCAAGGUCUCCUCGACUAUAAGACUGCAAAUGCAGACACUGGAGCUCUUCGUCUGUUUGGACUCUUCAAAGAGAGUCACAUGUCGUAUGAAGUCGAUCGUCUCCGUGAACUCGCAGGAAAUAACACCACUGCACGUGAGCCAAGUCUUCCAGAAAUGGUAGACAUUGUGUUGAGUCUUCUUCGCAAGAAUGAGCAGGCCAAGAAGCACGGUUACUUCGUGAUGAUUGAGGGUUCGCGCGUGGACCACGCCGGUCACUCGAACGACCCCGGUACCAUGGCGAAGGAAGCGAUUGCGUUUGACGAGACGGUUGCUGUGGUAUUGGAUCACGUGGAGCAGGCUCCCAACACGGCGAUGUUGUCAGCAGCUGACCACGGUACUGGUGGUCUUACGCUUGGUCGUAGCGGCAUGGAGUACCCGUACCCGUGGUAUCCGUCACAACUGCAGCAGCAAAACAUGUCGACCGAGGCGAUGCAAGAACGUCUGGAUGAGAUUUUGGUAAGCGACGAGUGCGCUAUCGGAGCUAAUGAGACGUGCAAGACUGCUCUUUUGGAAACGUCCAAGUGGAUGCUGGCUAACUACACCAAUGUCACUUCUUUCACGGACGACGAUGUCGCGAAGCUGGCGACGAAAAUCUCCACUGCUGUUGACGAGACGCGCGAUUUGUAUUUCGUGCUGAUCGAAUUAGGCCACAUUAUUAGUGCCCCCGCCUGGAUUGGCUGGACGACUGUGGGGCACGUGGGCACGGACGUAAACUUGUAUUGCAAGGGUCCCAUGAUCUUUGAGCGCAUGUGCAAGGGUGUGCACGAAAAUGUUUAUUUGAACAAGCUGAUGACGACGUUCUUGGGUCUGGAGCACCAGCAGGAACUGGAGACGAUGAAGCACCGCAGCAUGCCGGUGCUGGAGGAUCCUCUGGCAUUUUAGGCUGGUGACAGCGUGGACCUCGCCGAGGUCACCUUAAACUUUUAUAAAACAGCUAUCGACAAUUCUUGUAAAUAGAUGCGAUUUACAUA
Messenger RNA from Phytophthora infestans T30-4, 1625 nucleotides. RefSeq names its product alkaline phosphatase, putative. The transcript has a single exon. Gene Ontology annotation, molecular function: alkaline phosphatase activity. NCBI's taxonomy places the organism in Eukaryota, Oomycota, Peronosporomycetes, Peronosporales, Peronosporaceae. Gene Ontology annotation, biological process: dephosphorylation. The record is from RefSeq and is a predicted model, not a curated record. The coding region runs from base 1 to 1536 and encodes 511 amino acids.